Messenger RNA from Staurois parvus, 406 nucleotides. Lineage: Eukaryota; Metazoa; Chordata; Amphibia; Anura; Ranidae. The record is from the annotation of a GenBank genome assembly.
AUGGAGCCUCCUGAUCAUGAUUAAAUACCCAGAAAUCCAAAAAAAAGUACAGAAAGAAAUUGAAAAAGUUAUAGGCACAUCACAACCAAAGCUAGAGCACAGAAAGCACAUGCCCUACACUGACGCUGUUGUGUGUGAAGUGCAGCGCUUUGGUGAUAUUGCUCCAACUAACCUUCCACGUGAAACGACUUGUGAUAUCACAUUCAGAGGCUAUUCAAUUCCAAAGGGAACCACUAUUAUUCCAUUGCUGUCCUCUAUAUUGAGAGACAAAGCUUACUUUGCAAAGCCUGAUGAGUUUUAUCCAGAACAUUUUCUUGAUGCCGAUGGGAAGUUCAAAAGGAACGAUGCAUUCAUACCCUUCUCAGCAGGUAACUUCUCAACUGUUCCACAGGUAACAAAGCUUUAA